Messenger RNA from Culex quinquefasciatus (southern house mosquito), 376 nucleotides. RefSeq names its product kelch repeat and BTB domain-containing protein 8. Gene Ontology annotation, molecular function: protein binding. The transcript is spliced from 2 exons. The record is from RefSeq and is a predicted model, not a curated record. Lineage: Eukaryota; Metazoa; Arthropoda; Insecta; Diptera; Culicidae. The coding region runs from base 113 to 376 and encodes 87 amino acids.
CACCGUGUUGUUGGUUUUAACAGGUUUUAACUGCUGCAGAAUUAUAUUUUGAAAAUCGAAAAUAAACAAAAUUCAUAAUUCUUUAACUUAAUCCGUCGAAAAAUCAGGACACAUGGCUCUAGUCGGAAAAGGAUUUUCAAAAUACUUAAACACGCUGUUCAACGAUCCGGAACUUUCCGACGUUGCGAUCGUGCUGGACAACGAUGAGGGGGACGGCACAUCCGCGGAGACCAAGACGUUCCAUGGCCACCGCGUGAUUCUGGCCACCGUGUCGGACUACUUCCGGUCGAUGCUGUACGGCUCGUUUGUGGAGGCGACCAAGAAGGAGAUCCGCCUGCCGGGAGUUCCGUACUCCGUUGGAAAAGGGAUCUUUUGA